This is a messenger RNA of Neolamprologus brichardi, 4391 nucleotides long. Its product is annotated as NLR family CARD domain-containing protein 3-like. NCBI's taxonomy places the organism in Eukaryota, Metazoa, Chordata, Actinopteri, Cichliformes, Cichlidae. Gene Ontology annotation, molecular function: protein binding. The record is from RefSeq and is a predicted model, not a curated record.
CAUCUCUUCUCCAUUGAUCUAGGUCCCUGCAGACUACGGAGCAGGAGGAAGAAAUGAAUGUGAGCUUUAAGCCGACAUUAUGUUUCGUCUGCUUUCAGUCAGCUGUCUCUGUGGACUAGAGGAAAAAACAAUGAUGUGCUAAUUCAGGAAGUGGACUGACAACUCAGUUCACUGCUGAAGUCUCUCUGUGUGUGUGUUGUACUUCCUGUUUUGUCAGUCAUGAGAGUGGUUUGUAUUCUGUGCUAAUGCUCAGCAUUUCUGAGUUACCGGUGAGCCUGGCUGAAAAUGGAGGAAGAGGAGGACAGUGCACAAUCUCUCUGUUUUCCCAUGAAGAGAGACCUUUCCAUAAAUGACAGUGAACCUGGACCUGCAGACACAAAAGAUCAGCAGCCCAGGCGCAGAACAGCGUCUGUAGGAUCAGAGUGUCUGUCAGUGAACAGUAACAUCUCCAAAGAUGAUCCUCCAUUCUUCAGUAAUGAACCUGGACCUUCAAACACAAAAAAAGGAACAGAGACUUCAGGAUUCGACUCUCUGUCUAACUUUUCCAAAGACGAGCCUAUGCACUUCAGAAAUGAACCUGAAGUCUCAAACACAAAAGGUCAGCAGCGCAGAUGCAGCCCAGCGUCUCCAGGAUCAGAGUGUCUGUCUAUGAGGAGUGACUCUUCCAAAAUUGUUCCUAUAUCGUUUAAUAAUGAACCUGGACAAUCGGACACAAAAGAGAAGACAAAGGAUCCUGUUUCCCACUGUGGAGAAACAGCCACAGCCAAGUUUGGACGACAUAUAGCUGGUCAGAGCAGCACUGUGCAAACAGUUGCUGGUCUGCAGGAGCUUUUAGAUGAACAUAAGAUCAGUCUAAGGAAGAGAUGUGAAACUGUAACUGAAGGAUCUGAAGAAACAGGAAGAAGAACUCUCCUGAACAGAAUCUACAUAAACCUUUACAUCACAGAGGGACAGAGUGAAGACGUUAAUACUCAACAUGAAGUGAGGCAGCUGGAGACAGGUUCCAAGACGAAGACCCUCCAUGAAAUUCCAAUCAAGUGUCAUGACAUCUUUAAAGCCUUAUCUGACAAAGUGAUCAGAGUGGUUCUGACCUACGGUGUUGCUGGCGUUGGAAAAACCUUCUCAGUGCAGAAGUUCACUCUGGACUGGGCAGAGGGUUUGGAGAACCAAGAUGUCAGUGUGGUGGUUCUGCUUUCAUUCAGGGAGCUGAACCUGAUCAGAGAUGGGCAGUAUAGUCUCCUGGAGCUGCUCCAGGUUUUCCAUCCAACAUUACAGAAGGUCACAGCAGAGAAGCUCGCUGUCUGUAAACUUUUGUUUAUAUUUGAUGGUCUGGAUGAAAGCAGACUUUCAUUGGAUUUCACUAAGAGGAGCGUCAUGUCUGAUGUCACACAGAAGUCAACGGUCACAAAUCUGCUGACAAACCUCAUUGAAGGCAAUCUGCUUCCUUCGGCUCUCAUCUGGAUAACUUCCAGACCAGCAGCAGUCAAUCAGAUCCCUCCUACAUGUGUUGACCGUGUCACCGAAGUGCGAGGUUUCACUGAUGCUCAGAAAGAGGAGUACUUUAAGAAGAGAUUCAGUAAUAAAGAGCUGUCCAGCAAAAUAUUUUCCCACAUAGAAUCAUCCAGGAGCCUCCACAUCAUGUGUGGAAUCCCAGUCUUCUGUUGGAUCACUGCUACAGUUCUGGAGCACAUGUUAACUGGAGGGCAGAGAGAAGAGCUGCCCAAGACCAUGACCGACAUGUACUCACACUUCCUGCUGGAUCAGACCAAGAGGAAGAUUCAGAAGUACCAUAAGGCUUCUACUCCUGAAGAUCUUCUUAAGCUUGGGAGGCUGGCAUUUGAACAUCUGGACAAAGGAAACAUCAUGUUCUACCAAGAAGACCUGGAGCAGUGUGGUCUGGAUGUCACAGAGGCCUCGGUGUACUCGGGACUUUGUACAGAGAUUUUCAAAAGAGAGUGUGUGAUCUUCCAGAAACCAAUCUACUGCUUUGUUCAUCUGAGCAUUCAGGAGUUUCUGGCUGCUGUUUACAUGUUCCACUGUUUCACCAGUAGACAGAGCAAGAUCCUGGAGGAUUUCCUAAUUCCUAAGUUUUCUAGGAUGUCUAGGAAUUUUGGAAAUAAAACUACCCAUGUGCUAUUUUUAGAUGACUUUCUGAGCAAAGUUAUGGAGAAAUCUCUCAAAAGUAAAAAUGGUCACCUGGACCUUUUUGUCCGCUUUCUUCAUGGCCUUUGUCUGUCGUCCAACCGGAGACUUUUAAGAGACCUGCUAGGUCAGAGAGAGAGUAAUCCAGAUAGCAUCCAGAAAGCCAUCAGCAACUUGAAGGAGAUAAACACCCAAAAAAUAUCCCCUGACAGAAGUCUCAACAUUUUCCACUGUCUGAUGGAGAUGAAUGACCUCUCAGUACAUCAGGAGGUCCAAGAGUUCCAGAAGUCAGGAAGGAGAUCACAGAGACUUUCUGUUAUCCACUGCUCAGGUCUGGCCUACAUUCUCCAAAUGUCAGAAGAGGUUGUGAAUGAACUGGACCUGGGUGAAUAUAACACCACACUGGAGGGCAAACAGAGACUCAUCCCAGCUGUGAGAAAUUGCAGAAAGGCUCAACUUUCUAGCUGUGAGCUCUCAGAAGCUCACUGUGAAGUUGUAGCCUCAGCUCUGAAGUCCAACCCCUCCCAUCUGACUGAGCUGAACCUGAGCUUUAACAAGCUGCAGGAUUCCGAAGUGAAGCUGCUCUCUGCCGGACUAAAGAAUCCAAAUUGCAGACUGGAGACUCUGAGAUUGAAGGGUUGUAGGUUGUCAAAGGCCAGCUGUGCUUCUCUGGUCUCAGCUCUUAAGUCCAACCCCGACUAUCUGAGAGAUUUGGACCUGAGUGCCAACACACUGCAAGAUUCAGGAGUGAAGGACAUGUGUGGUUAUCUGGAGAGUCCAGGCUGCAGAUUGGAAGUGCUCAGAUUGAGGGGCUGCAGUGUGUCAGCGAUCAGCUGUACUUUUUUGGUCUCAGCUUUAAAGACCAACGACUCCCAUCUGAGGGAGCUCGAUCUGAGCCAAAACAACCUACGGGAUCCAGAUGUGAAGCAGCUGUUGGAUCUUAAGGAAAGUCCUGACUAUAGACUGGAGAUCCUGAGGUUGGAGUGAUAAUCUGUGUAACAAUGAGAGCAAACAGGACGACGACUGGACGAGCUGUGAGGAUCCACUGAGGUUGGAGCAGCAGCAGGUUGUCAGUUCCUGUAGAAAACCGGUUCCCAGUAUUCCAGUUCCUUGGAAUUGUUAGUCCACCUGUCUGUGUCCUUAUAAGGGAUUUGCACUGGUGCAUGGGGCUGUAGUUAAAUGGUGAUUAUGAGACAGAGUGUUUCAGCUAUUUUACUUGUUCCCAGAGCUAAUUAAGUAACAUACUGCAUUACUUUUAAGAAAAGCAUUCUGUGUAUUCUGUGUAAUAUUAAACACUGACUACAACAACGAGGGCAAAUACCUCAAACACGCACAGACGUUUGACUCCAGCAUGCAAUUAAUUUGCAUGCUGGAUUUGCAUUUCUUCUUGCUGCUUAGUGACGGUGGUGACUCUUAAAACGGAGCCAAUGAAAAUCGAUAAGGAAUCAGAAUCAUAAAAUUCUUAUCGAUUCCCAUCCGUAGCGUAGAUACUGUAACUCGGCUGUUUUACUGAGAGCUGGAUCAAGAACUGACACUGUGAGGUUUCAGGGUUUCAGUGAUCUUCUUCUACUCUGCACUGAGACGUUAGCCCCAGGUUCAUCUGGUCCUCCAAGUCUUUGGCAUGUCUGCUGCUCUGCUGUGGGUUCAAAAUGUUUGUGCUGCACAUGGUGUCUUUAUGUGGCGGAGAUAAAUGUCUCCUUUAUCUCUGCCACAUAAAAGGCCGUUAAAUCACAAGUUUAAAUACCACAAAAACCUAAUGAAAUGCAACAUUUUUUUUAAUGGUGAUGAGAUGAACACCCUGUGAUAUUACUUAAGUGAAGCACAAAUUCACUUCAUUCAUUGUAUAAACUGUUUUAUUGUUUUGUUGUUUGGUUGAGGUUGCUGAUACUGACAUUACUGACACAUUAAAGUCCGUUAUUCACUGGCAUCAACACUUAUCCCUUACAUCAUAUCCUGCCACGCCAGAACACACACAGGAAGUUAUAAAACCAGACCCUUUUCCACAUCCUUUAACUCCAAACCAUCGUGAGAGGAAAAAUGCAUCAAGACCUUUUAGGUCCUAUAAGUUAAAUUAACUCUCUAAUUUUUAUUCUAACAUUUAUCUAUUGUGAUAUUUUGUCAACAUGUCAUUUCAAAGAGUGCUGCAUGAUUGCUUGAAUACCUGUUAAAUUUGGCAGAUUGGAUUCCUUCGAUUUCUUUGUUAAUAACUUGAAGACAGUGAAAAUAAAUAAAAUGGUUUUUAUCUGUUA